Molecule: messenger RNA, 1530 nt
Organism: Zasmidium cellare ATCC 36951
Lineage: Eukaryota; Fungi; Ascomycota; Dothideomycetes; Mycosphaerellales; Mycosphaerellaceae
Exons: 2
Coding region: 1-1530 (509 amino acids)
Cellular component (GO): actin cortical patch
Molecular function (GO): phosphatidate phosphatase activity
Source: RefSeq, a predicted model, not a curated record
AUGGCACGCCUAACUACUCGAAGUCUCCUACUGCCAGCCUCCCUCCUAGCAGCUCUCGUUACUGCGGCCCCGAAUCCAGUCCUCGAAGCUCGUGACCCAUUGAUAACACCCUCACCGGCGAGAAGAGACGCGACCAAGACAUAUAAGAACAGGCGAGACCUGCUCGAUGGCAUACAGUCGGAUGUCGAUGGCAUUUUGAGCUCCCUCGGGAAUGUGCCCUCAUACGUUGCCAGUGGUGUACCGGACUACUUUCAGAACCUGCCUACGGGAGACUCAGUUGUGAGCUCACUUGGUCUGAGCGAUGAGCAGCUGGCAGCAGUACCGACACAAGCACUGAACAUCCCCCCAUAUGCAAACUUCACCGAUCAAGGCUGGAACGUACGAUUUCACGGAAACAUCUACAAACAGCCGACCAUCAACCAGAGCAAGCUCAAUGACCUGGCAAACGUCUUCUUGAUCGAUACGAGCGUUGAAGAGUUGCCAGCAGAUCAGGCGGACGAGGCCAGGAAUGUGACAGCUUCCAUCUUUGUGGUUCAGCAAGGGGAUGUCAAUGUUUCCGCCAUUCGUGUUGAGCCCUUCGAGAAUGGACCCGGUGAGGGGCAGAACAUCACCCUCCCAUACGAGACUACACCAGAAGGCGACUUCGACGCCUUUUUGCCUAUCAACAGCAAUGGUCUCAGGAACGGCAACGAGACACAGGAGAUCCAAAAGCUUGCAACAUGGGUCACCAACACAACCGAGGGAAACGCAACCGCGUAUCUAGUCCCGAACGAGGGUCUGACUGUUGUGUCAGAUAUCGACGAUAUCCUGCGUAUCACCAAAAUUUACGACCCCAAAGAAGGCCUGCUCAACUCCUUCGCUCGUCCAUAUGUGGCCUGGGAGAACAUGCCGGACAUCUAUGCAAACUGGUCGCAGAGCUUGCCGAAUACGCAUUUCCACUAUUUGACGACGCUUCCUGAACAGGUGACACGAAAUUACGAAGAGUUCAUUUACGACACUUACCCAGCUGGCUCUUUCGAUACCCGUCCACUCAACUUCAGCGAUGUCAGUGCUACGCUUAGCAUUCGACAGUUCCUCCUCACGAAGCUGUUCGAGACCUUCCCGCAAAGAAAAUUCAUCCUUGUAGCGGAUACGUCCAACAGCGAUGUGAUGCGAGACUACCCUGGCCUCUACCACUCCAACCCCGACCAGGUCCAAUGCAUCUUCCUCCGAAACACCACCGCGACCGACAGCAGCGAUCGCUUUCCGUACAACACCGACAGUUUCAAGGACAUUCCUCAAGAAAAGUACAUGUUCUUCGUCAACGCCGACGAUCUUACAAACAUCAACAUUGCGGGCAACACCUGCUACAACACCUCCAUCCCCCAGAACUUGACUUUUGGAUAUCAAGGUCUGCCGUUUGGCAUUGGAGAUCAGCCGGCGGUGAAUGGAAGUGCAAACAACGAUACUGGCGCGGCUGCUGCAUUGGGCGUCAAUACUGGCUUGACGUUCUUCGCGUUUGUGAGCAUGCUGUUCUGGCAGCUGCUCUGA